This is a messenger RNA of Eufriesea mexicana, 4847 nucleotides long. It is a transcript of the gene Uggt, whose product is annotated as UDP-glucose-glycoprotein glucosyltransferase. The transcript is spliced from 24 exons. Gene Ontology annotation, cellular component: endoplasmic reticulum. NCBI's taxonomy places the organism in Eukaryota, Metazoa, Arthropoda, Insecta, Hymenoptera, Apidae. The coding region runs from base 57 to 4622 and encodes 1521 amino acids. Gene Ontology annotation, molecular function: UDP-glucose:glycoprotein glucosyltransferase activity. The record is from RefSeq and is a predicted model, not a curated record. Gene Ontology annotation, biological process: ERAD pathway.
GUGCUCUACAUGGAUUGGCUGUUAUCGUUAACCAAUUCUUCUAUAAUAUUAAUUUUAUGGCAAAUUUAAAGAUGCGGUUAACUACAUUUCUUUGUUUUUUGUUACUUUGUGUAAUAUGUUUUGAAGCAGAUAAAAGAGUGAACAAGUAUGUGACUACUUUAAUAAAUGCAAAAUGGAAAGAAACACCUUUGGUUCUUGAAGCUGCAGAAUAUCUAAAUGAUGAAAAUCCAAGUUACUUUUGGAAAUUCAUAGAUACUUUUGCCAGUUAUGAUUUGAGAAAUGUCACGGAGAAAGAUAACUAUGAUGCUGUUAUCGAAUUUGCUGAAAAAUAUUUAUCCCCCUCAGAGGUAGCAUUAAUGAAAUUAGGAUUAUCCUUACGAAUUUAUUCAGCACGAGUUGAGAUGUUUACACAAAUGGCAGAAAAUAAAAAUAUUUCUGCUUUUGAUUGUUAUAAUGUAGUGGAUAUUGGUGGAAUAUUCACCUGUUCUUUAGAAGAAUUAGAAAAAUUAUCCAGUCAAGAUUCUUGGUUAAAUCCGGAUAUCUACAGUGUAGAUCAUCGUUAUCAUGUAUCUCAGCACCCAGAAAAAAUUAUUAUUUUAUAUGGUCAGGUUGGAACACCAAAAUUCUCAGAUUUUCAUAACAAAUUAAAAACUCUUGCAAGAACCAGUGGAAUUAAUUAUAUUUUACGACAUUAUUUAAAGGACAGAACAAAUAAACAUGUACGUUUAUCAGGAUAUGGGGUAGAAUUGCAAAUGAAGUCUACGGAGUAUAAGGCAACAGAUGAUUCAGAUAUUAAGGAUAAUGCAGGGAAAAAUUCAGAGACCAUAAAUGAUAGCAUGGAGGAAAUACAUGGAAUUAAUUUUGUAAUUUUAAAAAAUUUGUAUCCUGACAAGCAAUUAGAGCUGGAUAAGUUACAAACACAUUUGCUUGAAACUAGCCAAGAAAUUGGUGCUUUAAAAGUGUGGCAAUUUCAAGAAUUAAGUCAUCAAGCAGCUGAAAGAAUAAUGAAUUCUCCCACAAAUGAAGCUAUUAAUGUUUUAACGGAUAUUUCACAAAAUUUUCCAAUACAAGCGAAAUCUUUAAUUAAAACAAAAGUGAAUAGUGAAAUGAAGAAAGAAAUGAAACUCAAUCAAGCAAUGUUUUCUGCAAGUUUAAAUAUACAACCCACAGAGACUGCACUUUUCAUUAAUGGAUUGUUUUUCGAUUUAGAAGCAGUAGAUGUGCUCAGUCUUCUAGAAUCUUUAAGAAGUGAAUUAAGAGUAAUGGAAUCUCUUCGUAAGAUCGGAUUUAAUAAUAAGGAGAUCAGCACAUUAUUAACUUUAGAUUUAUCCACUAAUACGGAUAAACAAGAAUUCGCAAUGGAUAUAAGAGAUUCAGCUAUAAUUUGGGUAAACGAUAUUGAACAUGAUGCAGCUUAUGCAAGAUGGUCGUCGUCGUUAACAGAAUUAUUAAGACCAACUUUUCCAGGAAUGAUCAGAAAUAUUAGGAAAAAUUUGUACAACUUGGUACUAAUUAUUGAUCCUUUAAGUGGAGAAUCUAUUCCUCUGAUAACUUUAGCACAAUCUUUAUAUCUACAUUCUGCUCCACUAAGAGUAGGUUUUGUUUUUGUAACAAAUUAUGAUACUGCUGUAACUGGACUAACAGAUGCCAGUGUUGCAAUUAAUAAUGCGUAUCAUUAUUUUGCGGAAAGUAAAGGAUCGGAACAUGCUUUACAAUUUCUGAUAGACCUAGGAAAUUAUGUUGGAUCAGAAAAAAUGGACGUAGAAGACAUAAAGAAGGCAAUAAAACUGCAAGAUUCGUCUGCUAAUAUAAAUUAUAUCCUUGGUGAAGAAUCUGAAUAUGAUGUAGGGCGUCAUUUAGCCAGUGACUUUGUGAAGCGAUCUGGUUUUAAAAAAUUUCCACAAGCUUUAUUAAAUGGUGUACCUUUGUCAUCUGAUCAGUUGAAUAGCAAUUCAUUUGAAGAAGCUGUUCUAUCUACUAUAAUGUCGCAAACACCUGCAUUACAGAAAGCUGUGUAUCGAGGAGAAAUAACCGAAGAAGAUGAUGUGGUAGAUUAUAUUAUGAAUCAACCAAAUGUUAUGCCUCGCUUAAACGAGAGAAUAUUAAAACCAGAGAAGCACACGUGGUUAAAUUUAAUUGGUACUAUACCUAAUGAUGAAGAUUAUAACAAAUGGAGCCCUCAAGAUUUCUCAACCUGGCUAAUGAGCAUAUUGCGUUAUAUAUAUGUACCACGACGUACAAAUAUACACCAUUUAUAUACUUUUUGGGUUGUAACAGAUUUAAAUGAUUCAGCAGGUAGACAGUUAUUAUGUGAGGCACUCGAAUACAUUGAGUCGAAUGCGGACGUCAGAAUUACUGUAAUUGUUAAUCCACACGUAGAUACGAAUGAUGCUGAUAAUACGAUCGAUAUUAAUCAAAUCGUAUUAGCUGUAUUACAUAGCUUUCCAAUAGAAAAGGCUAUGCGUUUAAUUCGUAACAUAAUUAAGGAAGAUAUUGCUAACGUCAGCGACAAAAUUGACAUGACAGGAUUUACAGAGGAAGAUAUAACGGAACAGUCAAAAAUUUUAUUAUCUAUGCAUCGUCGAUACGUUAAAACAGUAUUGAAUUUAGAAAAAGGAGUUAGAGCAAUUGUGUGUAAUGGACGAUUAAUUGGUCCUUUGGAUGACGGUGAAGAAUUUACAAGCGAAGAUUUCUCAUUAUUAGAAAGAUUCAGUCAGAGUACUUAUGACGAUAAAUUGUUUAAAAAAUUAAUAAAGGGAGAAUUAUUGGAAAAUGAUGAGUAUGAAAAGAACGAAGUCACGGAUGAUAUGAUAAUGAAAAUUACAUCUUUGCUAGCAUCACACCCUCAAACGCGAAAUCGAUUUCAUGUUCCUUUUUACGGUGAUGAUUACAGCGCCAUAAAGAUUCCAACGCCGAAUCCGAAUGAAGUGGCUUUCAACUUAAUCGCUAUUGUUGAUCCAGUAUCUCGCGGCGCUCAAAAAUUGGGUCCAAUUUUAAAAACGCUUCAGCAGUCUUUAAACUGCAAUGUUAAAGUGUUUUUAAAUUGUUUAGAUAAAAAUAGCGACAUGCCGUUGAAAAGCUUUUAUCGCUUUGUAUUUGAACCUGAAUUAAAAUUUUCAUCUGAUGGACGUGUUAAUGGAGCUGUGGCAAAAUUCACAAAAUUACCAUCUUCAUCUCUUUUGACACAGUAUAUUCAUGCACCAGAAAACUGGUUAGUGGAAGUAGUUAGGAGUGUUUACGAUUUAGACAAUAUUAAAUUAGACAAUGUAGCGAUUGGAGUGCACAGUGAAUUUGAAUUAGAGUAUUUACUUCUCGAAGGUCACUGUUUUGAAGCAGUAAUUGGAAAUCCACCUCGUGGGUUACAAAUCACAUUGGGAACAGAAAAGCAUCCGUUAAUGGUGGACACUAUAGUAAUGGCAAACUUGGGAUAUUUUCAGUUGAAAGCAAAUCCAGGUGAAUGGAUAUUGCGUCUUCGUCAAGGACGAUCGGCAGAAAUCUAUGAUUUUACCACUAUCAGUGGUCAAGAUGUUUUGCAAAACGGUAACGACGUAAAGGUUCUUAUAAGUUCUCUAAGGAGCCACGUGUUGAAAGUCAAAGUAUCCAAAAAGCCGGACAAGGUGGGAAUGGAUCUUUUAUCAGAAGAUGAUAAAAGUUCUGGCUUAUGGAACUCUAUUUCUAGGACAUUUACAACAGCGGAUGAUAGCGACGAUCAGGACGAGAAGUUAAAUAUCUUCUCAUUAGCUUCUGGGCAUUUAUAUGAAAGGUUUCUGAAAAUUAUGAUGUUGAGCGUUAUAAAGCAUACCAAAAGUCCUGUAAAAUUUUGGUUCCUAAAGAAUUAUCUUUCACCAACAUUAAAAGAUUUUUUGCCAUAUAUGGCAAAGGAAUAUGGUUUUGAAUUUGAGCUAGUACAAUAUAAAUGGCCCCGUUGGCUACAUCAACAAACAGAAAAACAAAGAACUAUAUGGGGUUAUAAAAUAUUAUUUUUGGACGUAUUAUUCCCAUUGAAUGUUAAAAAGAUAAUAUUUGUUGAUGCUGAUCAGGUUGUAAGAGCGGAUUUGAAAGAAUUAGCAACGAUGGAUCUUGGUGGUGCGCCGUACGCGUAUACUCCAUUUUGUAACAGUAGGAAAGAAAUGGAUGGAUUUAGAUUUUGGAAACAAGGUUACUGGCGAAAUCAUUUACAAGGGCGAGCUUAUCACAUUAGUGCUCUAUACGUGGUAGAUCUGAAGCGAUUUCGACGCAUCGCAGCAGGAGAUAGAUUAAGGGGACAGUAUCAAGCAUUGAGUCAAGAUCCAAAUAGUUUAGCCAAUUUGGAUCAAGAUCUUCCUAAUAAUAUGAUUCACCAAGUGGCUAUUAAAACAUUGCCACAAGAAUGGUUGUGGUGUGAAACUUGGUGCGACGAUGCGUCCAAAAAAUAUGCUAAAACUAUAGAUUUGUGUAAUAAUCCAAUGACUAAAGAAGCUAAGUUACAAGCUGCCGUACGUAUUUUACCAGAAUGGAUAGGAUACGAUGAAGAAAUAAAAGCUUUGCAACUAAAAUUAGAGAAUGAGAAUGGGCAAACUGAAAAGAAAGCGAAUGAAACGUUUGAAAAUACGGAAGAUUUUGCGAAGCAUGAAGAAUUAUAAGGAAAUAUGAUAUAAGAUACGAAAAUCAGUUAAUAAACAACACAAUUUCUUUGGAUAACCAGUAGAUAAAGAAUCGUGACAAAUCGACAUGUAGACAAAACAUUGCAUUGCAAAAUAUCAUGGAACAUCGCGAUUGACUGUAAUUGAAAUUUGGCGAAACAUCCCGUUGUUCGAAAAUAAUAUGUUGUCGUAAUAUCGUAGUAGUUUAUCGUAGUUGAAGAACUA